GCUCUCAGCCAAUCAGAAUCGCGGAUCAGACUCCGACAACAAACAAAAGACCGAGGCUAGCUGAGCUCAUUAGACUCUGUGGAUCCGUGCAGCCUACCGUUAGAGGAGCCCUUUAAAGACCUCCUCUUGGACCUGCUCGGCACAAAGUCCUCUCCUCCUGUCUGGAUCUGGGUAUUUGUGUCAGCUAAUGUCAACCUGAGCCGUUUCUGAGACCGCCUCAGCUAAACGCGUUAGCCAGGUUAGCUUGCGUGCUAACCUGGGUCUCUACGGCCAGCGGAGCCAGAUACUUUGCUACACCUCCCUUUAAAAAAAACUCGACCCUAACGGACACUCUGGAUUCUUACUGACUCCAGUAAAACCUCCUACUGAAGACCAUGUCUGGUCAGUCGUCAGGCUGUGGGUUUCUGAUGUCGGUGGUGGUCCACGGAGACUCGGCUCUGAACGAGCAGGAGAAGGAGCUCAACCAGCGGCUUCGACGGCUCUACCCAGCCGUUAACGAGACCGAGACCCCGCUGCCCCGCUCCUGGAGCCCGAAGGACAAGUUUAGCUACAUCGGCCUCUCCCAGAACAACCUCCGAGUCCACUACAAAGGUCAUGGAAAAACCCCCAAAGAUGCAGCCUCUGUACGGGCCACCCACCCGAUCCCAGCAGCCUGCGGGGUCUACUACUUCGAGGUGAAGAUCAUCAGCAAAGGCCGAGAUGGGUACAUGGGCAUCGGCCUCUCAGCUCAGGGUGUGAACAUGAACAGACUCCCAGGUUGGGACAAGCACUCAUACGGAUACCACGGAGAUGACGGCCACUCCUUCUGCUCAUCCGGCACCGGGCAACCCUACGGACCCACGUUUACAACGGGCGACGUGAUCGGCUGCUGCGUUAACCUCAUCAACAACACCUGCUUCUACACAAAGAACGGCCACAGCUUAGGUAUUGCCUUCACAGACCUUCCCCCUAACUUGUACCCGACGGUGGGCCUUCAGACUCCAGGGGAGGUGGUGGAUGCAAACUUCGGCCAGCACCCCUUUGUGUUUGACAUUGAGGACUACAUGCGUGAGUGGAGGACAAAGAUCCAGGCACAGAUCGACCGCUUCCCCAUCGGAGAGCGCGAGGGCGAGUGGCAGUCCAUGAUCCAGAAGAUGGUGGCUUCCUACCUGGUGCAUCACAGCUAUUGUGCCACGGCCGAGGCCUUUGCCAAAUCCACAGACCAGGCCGUGCACGAGGAGCUGGCCUCCAUCAAAAACCGACAGAAGAUCCAGAAGCUGGUGUUGUCAGGUAGAAUGGGCGAGGCCAUCGAGACCACCCAGCAGCUCUACCCCAACCUCCUGGAGAGGAACCCAGACCUCCUCUUCAUGCUCAAGGUGAGACAGUUCAUCGAGAUGGUGAACGGGACAGACAGCGAGGUGAGGUGUCUCGGUGGUCGCAGCCCAAAGUCUCAGGACAGUUACCCCGGCUCCCCCAGGCCCUUCAGCAGCCCAAGCCACAAAGCCAGCAGCUCCCAGCCCUACCUCCCAGGGUUCGAUAGCAACUGCUGUAACGGCGUGACGUCUAAUAAGAGCCACAGCUCCUCCCCUCACAGUCACAAGCCCUGCCCCCCCAGCUCUGGCUCCACCCUCCCGGCGUCUGACAUUAGCCUCAACGGGAGCCGCAGCCAACAACCCGUAACCAGUAGCGACGUGGACAUGGAGGUCGACCACUUCACCAACGGAGUGACAGAAUCGUCCUCCAACGGUUUCCUCAACGGCAGCUCCAAACACACCACCGAGCCUGAAGACUGUGACGCAGACAUGGAGGUGGAGUCUGCUCAGUCCAAGAGGCAGCUGUGCGGCGGGAGCCAGGCGGCCAUCGAGAGAAUGAUCCAUUUCGGCAGGGAGCUCCAGAGCAUGAGCGAACACCUCCGCCGCGAGUGUGGCAAGAACUCGGCCAACAAGAAGAUGCUCAAGGACGCGUUCAGCCUGCUGGCCUACUCAGACCCCUGGAACAGCCCGGUCGGCUACCAGCUGGACGCCAUUCAGAGAGAGCCGGUCUGCUCCACUCUCAACAGUGCAAUAUUAGAGACUCACAACCUGCCCAAGCAGCCCCCCCUGGCCCAGGCCGUGGGCCAGGCCGCCCAGUGCCUCGCCAUCAUGGCACGAACUGGCACCGGCUCCUGCGCCUUCGCCUCUGUGGACGAUUACCUGCACUAGCCCUGUGCAAACACACAAACACAGAAACACACACACACAGGAACACACACACACACACACACACACACUGAGGACUUGUCCAGAACCGCCCCCCCCCCCCCCAGACCUCCUCCAUCAGUGUAGCUGCAUUAGCCGAGGAGUCGCUCCUCUGCACGAUAACGACUAGUAGGAAGUUAACCACCUCACUCGCUUCUUGUUCUGCUUUUAUCGAUCGGCACCAACGCCACCGAGGAUCAGGAGCCGCUUCUGGACAUUGGUACCACAUUUUAGACAUACACACAUACACACACACACACACACACACACAUACACACACUCGCCCACCACCGCCCCCCCACCUCUCCCCGUCUUUAGUAUAAAACUACGCCUCAACCUUGGUUUGGCCUCGCAGAACCCCCCCGCCUCCAGCUGUCCCGAGGCUGUGUCCGCAUCAUUCUGACUGACCGAGAGCGCCAGGGGACGCCAGCCAAGAGUAGCUGACGCGGAAACACUCGGAGAGAGCCGAACUCAUGUGGACCAGAAACCCCAGCCUCCCCCAAAAAAACGGGGUCUACAGACUGUCAUUAAAAAAAUAAAAAAAGGACCCUGGUCUAAAAAGUAACUGGAAACAUACCAAGAAAAAAACGACAACAGAGGGACCGUCAUGGCCGACCGCCCUUUAAUAUGUGGUCCCUGUAAACCUGGACACACGUUACACACACACACACACACAUGGAGGCGGGCUGAUGCUGAACACAGGAUUGGAACAGGAUUGGAAGUCCACCAAGGCUUGCCGAGUGCUCCUCCUUCAGCCAACGAGAGGCUCCGUUACGAACAGCAAACCCCCCUCCCCCCCCUGUGACCCCCACCCCUGCACCAACUCCCCUCCUCCCCCUGACCCCGCCCUCCACUCACUUCAGGACUUUGGCGAGGAUUUGUGUGACGCAUGUGGACUCGGGGACUUCGAAGAAGCCAGAGAGAAUCCAGAGUCUCGACUCAAAGUUCCCUGUUUUUAAUCUUUUUCGUUUGUUUUUGUUUUCACGGGGCGGAGAGAGAGAGAGAGGGGGGGGGGGGGGGGGGAGGAGGGCGGGGGGGGGGCGGUUACCUGGCUCUUGUUUUGUUUUUAGUUUUUCCGGGUUUACAAGGCAUGGUGCGGACGAUGAUUAUUAUUAUUAUUAUUAUUAUUCUAAUUAUCAUUAUAUUAAUUAUUGUUACUUGCAUUCACAGUAUAUUUGUUGAGCGCCAGCGAGAGAGAGUUCCACCAACUUAUUAUAAUAAAGGUCCCGAUUCCACCGAUUCCCAGUGACGAGCGUGUGUACAUGUUAACGUUUAUAUAUGAAUUUAACAAAAUGGAAUUAUAUCAAUAGAGUGAGAUAUUUAGUUAUCAAAUGAAAAGAAAUCAUUGAAAAAAAAAAAACCCAAUCCUUUAAUGCUUUGUACCGACUCCAGUGACUCCUGAAGCGUGCUGGUCGUUUCCAGUCUGUACAAGUUUUUAUGUUCCCCGUCUCAUUGACUUCAGGGUUCCUGCGCAGAUCCACCUCUCAGUCAGUCAUCGGACCUGGUUCCAGGUCUGUCAAAUCCACUUUGUCACACCUGGUCUUAAAGCUCCUGUGAGGAACUCUUGGGUUUGUGUUGCUUCUGGCGCCCCCCUGUGGACAAAAUGAUCACCUCUUGACAGUCAGCUGUGUCACUGCUGAUCAUUAUUUUAUUUUGAUUCAUAAGCAGAGGAUUUAAACCUUGAGAGUUUCCUCAAACAGUCUCCUUCAAGACUUUUAAACGUUUCUGGAGAAAGUCCGGAUCCUGCGUGGGAACCCUACAAUGACCUCUGACCCCAUUUUACUUGCCCCCCCCCCCCCCUUCCAAAAAAAAAAAAGAAACCCUGCUGCACAACAGGUUUGAUGCAAAUGUUGUUGGUUUUUAUUUUCUUAUCGAUGUCUAUGCUAAUCCUUAACACACAACGAACUCAGGAGCCAAAAAUGUCCCUUUGUCCCUCCUCCUCGGUUUAGAACGCCAAAGUCCAGCCAGGCAGCCUGGGCCUCGAUCGCAGGCGGCCUCGAUCGCAGCACAGCUACGGGUUUUCAGACUUGAGCUCGGAUCAGAAAAAACAAGCAACAUCCUGAAUCCUGCUUUUUAAAAUCAAACUGAACUUAAAAUACUUUGUUAAAAAAACAUUUAACUUUUGAAAAAGUGCAUGGGGUAAUCAUGUGGCUAGCAAUUAACAAGAAGGACAGUGGAAGCUUGCUAGCAUACUAAGCUAGCGCUUUCAUUUCAAACCAGGUUUACAGUUUUCAGAUCGUCUCUCUUUUGGAACUUCCUGUUACCAUAUUUGGUAAAAAGCGAUUUAACCUAGUGCUACAUCAUCAUUAGCAUUAUUUCUCAACUAAUGGGACUGUAAUCAACAAAAUAAAAGUAGUGCCGCAGUAAAACUAGAUCGUACGCGACAUGAAGGCCGUCUCAGUUUCUGAAGAGGCAUUAAGAGUCCUUUCAGUGGGAGCGGCCAUAUUGGAAACGCCGACUCCAGCUAGCUUCCGAUUCACCCAAACACAGGCGGAGUAGAGGUGGAGUUGAAGCCAAAUGUCCCCGUACAGUUUGUAAGCCAAGUUAGCCGUUUCAACAUGAGCCUCAAGUGGCCACUCGAGGAACUGCAGUUCUUGUUCGUUAGCUUCAUUCUGAACACCAGAGGGCGCUGUUAGCCAUAAAUCAUUCACAGUAUUUUUACUGAGACAAUACAUCGAGUGGGAAAGUGUCUCAUUUUCUCAUAGACAUACAAAAACAUACUGUUUCCACAAUCAGUGGUGUCGCCCCCUGCUGGCCAUUUAAAGACACUUCAUGAACAGUGCCAGUGUGGGAACUAAGAGGCUGCAAAACCCCGCCUCCAGAGAUGGGGGGGUAGACGUGCAGCAAAGGGGCGUGGCUCGAUGAGGACCGUUUCCUCUGUACAUGGGGCGCCUAAACCAGUGUCUAGUUAAAAAAACUAGACUUUUGGUCUCCUUAUCGGCUGUUAAAGAUCCAAAAGUAUCACCAAACUUGGUCCCUGACUGAUUUUAGUUUCAGUUUGAUUGUGGGCAGCUGGAGGGAACCUGUUGCUUGUUUUGUUUUUGAGUGAGCCUGAUCGUUAGCGUUGAUUUACCUUCAGUCCACCCCUGAAUGCGUGCUGCUCCCUGGUAGCAUAUCGCUGUCUGGUUAUUCCUCUCAAAGCUGCUAUUAAAUAGCAUUCAGGUAUUAAAAGCCCUUAAGCUCCACCUGUUUCAAACUACCCAUCAUCCCUCAGAGGCGAGCGCCCCUCUGCCCGUCACGUUACUGUUUUGUUACAAGACCCUCGUCUGACCUCGUGUUUUUGUUUUUUUUUUAGUGCUCAAACUUUAAAAACAUCAAGAAAAAAAAAACAGCGCUGAUAAGAAAAAGAACCAAAUCCUCUUAGAGGGCGUCGCAGCUGUGCGUUAGACACGACAUCCACCUUCUCCCGAAGUUUCUCCCAGGGGUCCGGAGGCGACUCUUCUCCUCACGGUGGAACCGAGCUUUUCUGUACCUUUUGGUUUGUUUUUUCGUUUUUUGUUUUUUUUUUCUUAAUUUGGAUCGCAAGCAGUCACGGCAUCGUUUAGAAAACUUCUUAGACAAAGUGUCUGUUGUCUCUUUCUGAGUAAGGUCUGAAACCUAUGCAUGCCAUAGUAAAGUGGUGGUAAGAUCAAGUUAGAUGUCUCUUAUUUGAAUCUUUUUGUUUCUCCUUCUUUUAUAGCCAGUUCACGGUGUAUAAGGAAGAUGUCAACCAGUAAGUUGUCCACUGCUGACUGUGUGUCCAUUUGGAGAAAAAAAAAAGUGCAAUUUGUGUGAGGGUGAAAAGAUUUAUAUUAAAAAUGAUAAAUGAUGAA
This is a messenger RNA of Notolabrus celidotus (New Zealand spotty), 6028 nucleotides long. RefSeq names its product RAN binding protein 9 (gene ranbp9). NCBI's taxonomy places the organism in Eukaryota, Metazoa, Chordata, Actinopteri, Labriformes, Labridae. Bases 375 to 2180 code for a protein of 601 amino acids. Gene Ontology annotation, molecular function: protein binding. The record is from RefSeq and is a predicted model, not a curated record. Gene Ontology annotation, biological process: cell surface receptor signaling pathway; cytoskeleton organization. Gene Ontology annotation, cellular component: cytoplasm. The transcript is spliced from 14 exons.